This is a messenger RNA of Perca flavescens (yellow perch), 4003 nucleotides long. It is a transcript of the gene lingo3b, whose product is annotated as leucine rich repeat and Ig domain containing 3b. The transcript has 4 exons. The record is from RefSeq and is a predicted model, not a curated record. The coding region runs from base 332 to 2200 and encodes 622 amino acids. NCBI's taxonomy places the organism in Eukaryota, Metazoa, Chordata, Actinopteri, Perciformes, Percidae. Gene Ontology annotation, molecular function: protein binding. Gene Ontology annotation, cellular component: plasma membrane.
AAUAACCAACGAGGAGUGAAACGGGGGUGUGUACACAAACGAGCCUGCCGGCAGGAGGGAGGGAGGGAAGUAGGAGAGAAAAGAGGGGGAUGAGUGGCAGUUUUGGUACAGCUGCUGAUGCCAGGGUCUGCGAGUGAGACAGAGACGGACUGAGGAGUGGAGGGCGGCACGUGUGGAGCAGUGUCAACUUGUGGGCCAAGAGGAGAGGAAAAAAGAUUCACAUACGCACACAGCUGGACAGAUGAGGAGACAUCAGGGACCACGCUUCAGUCCUGGGUGUAUAGUGUACUGACCCUGCCUGUGACAGGCGAGGAGUCAGAGGGCCAGGGCCAUGAUUGGCUCUCCUGGCUCUGGUGGGCGUGCCUUAGUGCCAUGGCCGAGGAUGUGGCGAUGGGUCCUGGCUGCUUCUCUGGUUGCCGUGAUAACCUUGACGCUGCCAGGAAGUGGCCAGGCCUGUCCGCCACGGUGCGAGUGCUCGGCUCAGCUGAGGUCGGUGUCGUGCCAGCGGCGGCGCCUCAUCAACAUCCCAGAGGGCAUCCCCACCGAGACGCAACUCCUGGACCUCAGCAAGAACCGGCUCCGCUGGGUGCAAGCAGGAGACCUGGCACCGUACCCGCGGCUGGAGGAGGUGGACCUCAGUGAGAACCUUAUCGCCACAUUAGAGCCCAAUGCCUUCGCCACCCUCCAGAGUCUUAAAGUCUUGAAGUUAAGGGGAAACCAGCUGAAGUUAGUGCCCCUGGGGGCUUUCGCCAAGCUGGGCAAUCUGACCAGCCUGGACCUGAGCGAGAACAAGAUGGUGAUUUUAUUGGACUACACCUUCCAGGAUCUGAGGAGUCUGAAACAUUUGGAGGUGGGAGACAACGACCUGGUUUAUAUUUCCCACAAGGCAUUCUCAGGGCUGCUGGGGCUGGAGGAUCUCACAAUAGAGCGCUGCAACCUGACAUCCAUCUCUGGCCAGACGCUGUCCUACCUGCGCAGCCUGGUCACCCUUCGCCUCCGUCAUCUCAGCAUCGUUGCCCUGGAGGACCAAAACUUCCGAAAGCUCUCCAACCUGCGGGGUCUGGACAUUGAUCACUGGCCGUACCUGGAGUACAUCUCCCCUGUUAGUUUCCAGGGCCUGGACCUCCACUGUCUCUCCAUCACCAACACCAACAUCACCUCUGUCCCCUCCGCUUCCUUCAAAAACCUGGUGCACCUCACACACCUCAACUUGUCCUACAAUCCCAUCAGCACACUAGAGCCCUGGGCCUUCAAGGACCUGCUGAGGCUGAAGGAGCUCAUCAUGGUAAGCACAGGGUUGAUGACAGUGGAGCUCCAUGCCUUUGGAGGCCUUCGACAGAUCCGAGUUCUCAACUUCUCCUCCAACGACCUGCAAACUCUGGAAGAGGGCUCCUUCCACUCUGUCAACAGUCUGGAGACCCUCAGAGUGGAUGGGAACCCCCUGAUGUGUGACUGCCGUCUGUUGUGGAUCCUGCAAAGACGCAAGACCCUCAACUUUGACGGCAGAGUGCCGGUGUGUGCGGGGCCGGUGGAGGUGCAAGGGGUCAGCCUCAGCGCCUUCACCGAUUCUGCACUCUUCGACCACUUUACAUGCCAGAAACCUAAGAUACGCAACCGUAAGAUGCAGCAGGUGGUCGCUCGUGAGGGCCAACCGGUGAGUUUUCUGUGUCGAGCCGAAGGAGAACCUGCACCUUCUAUUGUCUGGAUUUCCCCGCAGCGCAGACGGAUCACAGCUAAGAGUUCAGGGCGCAUUACCGUUCUCCCUAGUGGCACCCUGGAGAUCCGCUACGCCCAGCUUACCGACAGCGGAACAUACAUCUGCAUCGCCAGUAACGCCGGAGGCAAUGACACCUACUUUGCCACACUCACAGUGCGUGGCCAGCCGCUGGAUGCUGCCUCAGCCUUCUUUCUCAACCGCUCGCUGUACAGCGGCGAGUUCUUCAACGACACAAAUCUGAACAGCACGCGCGUUUAUCUUAAGUUCACCUUGGACCUGACCACCAUCUUGGUCUCCACAGCAAUGGGUUGCAUCACGUUCCUGGGGGUGGUUCUCUUCUGUUUCCUGCUGUUGUUUGUGUGGAGCCGGGGACGCGGGCAACGCAAGAACAACUUCACAGUGGAGUACUCCUUCCGGAAAUCUGAACCCGUCACAGGCAGCUCCUCGGGAGGGACCAGGAAGUUCAACAUGAAAAUGAUAUGAAACAACGCAGCCAGGGGUCGCUCGGGGGAGGCAUGAGCACGUCCCAAAAACGUGUUUGACACACGCAAACACACACAGCCACUGACUCGCAAAGAAGUGUGAAAGCACAAUAUGAGAUCCUGUCUAUCAUGGCUCUAUUCAAAAAUUCAGCGCCCACAUCAAAAACAUGCCAUGACACGAUUUGGUUUAAUUUGUGAAUGAAAACAAAAUAAUACUGAUCUCUCGGCCUCUCAGGGGUUUUAUAUUCAGCUUGCGUUGAAAGAGAUGUUUGAAUGAUCCUGUAAAGAACUACAAUAUUGAUAGACUUUUAAAGAGCUACUUGCCAUCCAUGCUUGAUAAGAAUAAUAGAGGAGAUACGUUUUGGAAAUUGGCAUGAAUACUGAGCUGUGGGAUACCGGUAGCCCUGUCUCUCUGUUACAGUAAUGAGAUAAUAAAAUAGAUUUCCUCUUUAAUUUAAAAUUUCCCUUUACUGUAUUAUGUGCAGUCUGGGAUUUUAAAAGAUAUGUGAUGCAGGGAGACCUGGCUACCAUCCAUUAAUAUAAUUUGUAGCUAUGCUCUUCUAAAGUCUGCCUUGUUAAGACUCAUGCAUGUAGUAAUUUAAGGAAAAAUAAAUAAAUUAAGAGUUAAGUUGUAAGUUCAUACCACCGAAUAAAACAAAUUGUUUUGAAAGACAGUUUGAAUCUGUUUUUCCAUAGAACAUAUAACAGCCUCCUUUAUCUAUUCUGACCACGGCUGAAUAGUGAGGCUUCUCCAUUAACAUUAUCCUAAUGUCAAGCUCAAUGGAUGUCAAAUAUGAACUGAUAGUAUCGGAUAAGAAGCACUCGAUUUGGACCAUUCACAUAAAUGACAAAUAGACAGAAGAUUUGGCCUUUUCCUCUUUGUGAGAUUUUGCGACAAUGUUAGCUGUGUGAGUUUGGGACGAGCGCACUGGCCGAGAGCUGCCCGUGGCCCGGAGGGUUUGGUUAGGAAGUCAAGCCCACCGGACACGGGCAGCCACAGUAACCAUAGCAACCAACACAACAGAGAGCAAUUGGGACUGGGCUCGUGGCCACAGGAGGGUCGCUGGGUAGAAGGAGAGGGAGAUAAAGAGGCCCUCUACAUCACAAGCCCCUUUCAUGGGUCAACCUGGCAGCCUCCGCCCCCCCUGCCCUCUGCUGUGUUGGUGGACGCUUGACCUUCCCAGCGCUGCCAGGGGGGAGCAGCCCGGUGAGUUGGGUCAUACUCAGAGGCAGACAGAGGACACACAGUCACACUGUUGGGGUCUUCAAACAAACACAUACACUCAUUCCAGUAGGGGAAAACACACAUAGCAACAUAUGAAAUACUUUUCUCAGGAAAAGUGAGCCUACGUAACCACACCUACAUGCUCUGUUCAAAUAUAACAUUCCAGCAAUACUGUAUGUAUGUAGAGCCAUAAAGCCAAAAAGAAUUCUCUAAGAGAGAAAUUAUGUAAAUGUUUGAGUGACGAAACAAAGCCAUAGUAUGUGUAGGUUGUUUUUUAUAUAGUAGCGUAUGCAUGAUUCAGUUAUAUAAUGAUAAUUAUUGCUACUGACAUCUUUGGUGUGAUGAUCACAGGACCAUCUGCUGUCGCUGGGCUUGCAUAAAAUUGCACUUCAUAACACACACAUAAACACACACAUAGAAGUGAAGGUUAUUUAGAUUGAUGAGAACAAGAAUCGCAGUUACACAUGAAUAAGCGAUCACAAAGUGCGACACUGACUGCUCUCUCUCUGCCUCUGAGACGGUCGGUGUGCGAAUGUCUCUGCCCCCCUAGCCCAGUGCAUCCCCCCUACUCACCCCCCC